Arctia plantaginis is the source of this 1353-nucleotide messenger RNA. The record is from the annotation of a GenBank genome assembly. Lineage: Eukaryota; Metazoa; Arthropoda; Insecta; Lepidoptera; Erebidae.
AUGGUCCGAUUCCUGAAUUCUGUUCACAUCGCUGUCAUAAGAAACUGUCAAACUAAAUUAUACACAUACAAACAAAUAGAAAAACAAUAUAAUGGCAUCAUAACAAGACAAGAACAUGAUGAAAUCAGUCUAUCAAUGGUUUUCGCCCUUCUUGUCUUCACUAGUUUAUUAUUUGUAACAAUAUGUUUAAUAGCAUCCGAUCCAGGACCGGCCUCUACCGCAGCUUCUGUAGUUUGGGAAGUACUUGCAGGCAACUGUAGGCUACAAUGUCGACGACCCCGUACUGAAGUUAAGGGUCCCCUUGAACAGAAAUUGUCCGGUUUUAUACCACAGACUAGUCACACCUUUAAACAAGCAGUUGAAAUCACCCAUGAAUAUAUAGACUUACAUAGCCACGAACAUAGCCCUGAACAUAGCUCUAAACAUAGCCCUGAACAUAGCCUUGAACAUGGCCCUGAACAUAGACCUGAACAUAACCUUGAACAGGGUCCUGAAAAUAGCCCUGAACAUAGCCCAGGAACUGAUAAUGCCAUCCUGGCUUCUGUCAGUGAAACAAAAAUAACUGCAUCUCCAUCUACUCCUAAUCCUACACAGGAAGUAGUGGCGCCAAAUAACCAAAACCAAUCUGAAAACUUCUGCGCAUGUGAAACUUGUGCUUGCUCUUUGAUUGAAAAUUUAUUCAGCAAGACGAAGCCAGCAGAAAAUAUGUACAAUGAUUUCAGAGAAGCCGUCCUCGAUUCUCAAUAUUUUCAAAUGCUAGGAAAUAUGUACACCCGCUUGGUUAAUUCGUAUCCCAAUACUAUAGAAUACCUGGGAGAGGAUACGAUAGAUUCAGAAGAAAACUUCUAUUUCCUCAAAACGGCAGAAGGGCUAUCGCAUAAAGCAAGUGCUGUGAGCAAGCACGUCGAAAUUAGUAAAUACCACCCCAACAAGGGCCCUCCUCAAGCAAUAAACCUAUCAGCUACAUCUAGUGCUUCUAACCUUAAAAAUCUUCUGACUCAACCAUCUCCUUUAAGUCAUUCAAAAACUCCAUCUAUUGCCAAUCUACCACCAGUAAUAAAACCAAUCUUACACCAUGAAAAAGCGGUGGAAACGCAUGCAAGUGCAGCAUUAACUAUAAGAGAAGAACCACCGACACCAACGCCUCAAGAAAGUUCAGAUUUUGUUUCAACACGGGAACCACAGUCUAUUGCUUCCAUAGAAAGAGAAAUAAAAGAAUUCAUUAAUAAUGGCCCACCAGAACGUCCGCCACUAUAUACAUGUCCAACUUGCAUGUCCAGAGGGUUAGUCUGUGUUCGUGGUUGUCCCAAAGAAAGUUUAGUGAAGAAGAUGGACAAAAGUAAACAGCAAUAA